AUGCACAAAUUAUUUAUUUAUUUAUUUAUAAAUUUAUCGGUUUCAUUUUUCUUUAAUGCUAAGAAUAAAUCAUCUGCGAAUGAUCUGAUUUUUUUUUCAGCUCAUGGAUGUUCAUAUGCUUUUGAUAUAAAUUCAUACGUUUGGAGCUUUGCUGAUACAAAAUGUGGACGACUUUUGUCAAAAUUUGAAUUCUAUUUUCAUAUAUCUCUGUUCAUUGCUAUUAUUUCCGUUGAUAUUACUACGUUUCAUAAUAAGGUUAACCCUCAUCAAUUCAACCCCCCCCCCACCUCCCUCAGAGUCGUGGAUCCCAGGAAAUCUUCAGAAGCCAGUUUAAUGGCCGUUGGUGCAGUGGAAAUGAUUAUUGGUUUAUGA
This is a messenger RNA of Dracunculus medinensis (Guinea worm), 372 nucleotides long. The record is from the annotation of a GenBank genome assembly. NCBI's taxonomy places the organism in Eukaryota, Metazoa, Nematoda, Chromadorea, Rhabditida, Dracunculidae.